CGGUAUUUUCGGUGACAAGCUCCUGUCGUUGCCCGGUGGUGGUCGCGGCUCGUUUCUGCCGAUAUCGGUGAGCUCUGCACGCGAGAGAAGUUUGCCUUCAGGGCUUUCUGCCAGAAGCUCGUUCUUCCACCAGCCAAUAGAAUCAAACAAGGCUUUAGCCAAUUACGAGCCGUUUUCUCUUUCCACACAAACGAAUCCGUUUUCACUUGGACACUAAUCCCGCUCCCGAUCUUGCUCCAUUGUGAAAUGGAGUCUUACUGGCUGCAGUCGUUAGAAAGCUCUCUCCGCAAAGAACCCCAUCCAGAUGUUAAAAGGACAGUACACAUCAUACCCCCCAAUGAGACUUGGGAUGAGUUCAUGUCAAGACACUUGGUGGAAUUGGAAAAUAAUGGAGUUGGAAAAUUCUCAUCGGUGAAAAGAAGGGGAGCAGACCAGAUCCAGUGGCGUUGUGAAAAAGCUAAUAAAUGUAAAGGGAGGUCAAGCAGAGAUCCAACAACCACAAGGGCGAAGAGUUGUGGGGCCUAUGUCUCAUUUACAUUUGUGAGCAAAAACACCUUCAACACCUGCAUUGUGCGCCUAAUGAACAAGCACUCUGGACAUGAUUUCAACAAUUCCCGCACGCGGGGAUUGUUGAGAUCACGCCACACACCACGCACCAAUUUUGCCCAAAUUCACCCUCAGCUUCUUAUUACAACCAACCUCACUGCCACUUCCACUGCCACCAACGCCACGAUUGCCACCAGCAACAACAACACUGCUACCACUACCAGCACCACUGUCACCACCUCACACACAGUCCUCACCCACUCCACUCUCUCUACCCAGCACACUCCUCCACCUAUCAAUCCCUCCUCUUCCUCAACCCAGCACACUCCUAUACCUAUCAAACCCUGCUCUUUCUCCACCCAGCAUGCUCCAAAAGCAACUCCUGCCACCUCCACACCAAAGAUUUUCAAAGAAAUUUGGAGCAUACUCCCUCUGUCAUCUGGUGGGAAAAAGAAAAGGUGCAAAAUCACAGUGGAGGAACUGGAGCGCCGGGUAGGUCCCCCAGAAUACAUGUCAUUUUCAUCCCUAGCAGCAUACCUAAGGACAGAUAAUAACACAAGGCGGGAACUGCAAGCCCAGCUGGAGGAAGCUGGGAUUAAGCCCACCCAGUUUACAGCUGAGAUGUCCCUAUUUUCUCGGCUUUGUGAAGGCAAGCUGUCAUUUUUUUCCCUUCAUAAUUUUCAUGAAUCAUUAAGGUGA
This is a messenger RNA of Lampris incognitus (smalleye Pacific opah), 1245 nucleotides long. RefSeq lists its product as uncharacterized. The record is from RefSeq and is a predicted model, not a curated record. The transcript is spliced from 3 exons. NCBI's taxonomy places the organism in Eukaryota, Metazoa, Chordata, Actinopteri, Lampriformes, Lampridae. Bases 247 to 1245 code for a protein of 332 amino acids.